This is a messenger RNA of Zonotrichia leucophrys gambelii, 5530 nucleotides long. RefSeq names its product zinc finger CCCH-type containing 13 (gene ZC3H13). Bases 255 to 5207 code for a protein of 1650 amino acids. NCBI's taxonomy places the organism in Eukaryota, Metazoa, Chordata, Aves, Passeriformes, Passerellidae. The record is from RefSeq and is a predicted model, not a curated record. The transcript is spliced from 20 exons. Gene Ontology annotation, molecular function: metal ion binding.
GCCGGGAAGGGCGCGCGGAGGCGGUGGCGGCGGCGGCGCUCCCCCGACGGCUGUCCCGGCGCGCGGGGCGGGAGCGGCGGGUCCGCGGGGGCGCGCGCCGCUCCGCGCGCUCCUCCCCCUCCUGCCCGCGCCGCUCCGCGCUCAGGCCCGGGAGGACGGACCCCCCCCUCGCCCCCUCCCACCCUCUCCGCCCCGGGCGGCGGCGGAGGAGGCGGCGGGGAGCGGCGCGGCAGCGCAAGGAGCAGUAGUACAAAAUGUCAAAAAUUAGAAGGAAGGUCACAGUGGAAAAUACCAAGACCAUAUCCGAUAGCACAUCCCGAAGACCCAGUGUGUUUGAAAGGCUUGGACCCAGCACUGGAAGUACUGCAGAGACACAGUGCCGUAACUGGCUGAAGACUGGCAACUGCCUCUAUGGGAACACAUGUAGAUUCGUACAUGGCCCUUCACCACGAGGUAAAGGCUAUAGCAGCAGUUAUAGAAGGUCACCAGAAAGACCCACUGGAGAUCUUCGGGAAAGAAUGAAGAACAAACGUCAAGAUGUUGAGGCAGAGCCACAGAAACGAAGUACAGAGGAAUCAUCCUCUCCUGUUAGGAAAGAGUCCUCACGAGGAAGACACAGAGAAAAGGAGGAUAUCAAAAUUACAAAGGAGCGAACACCAGAAAGCGAAGAGGAAAAUGGGGAUUGGGAAACAAAUAGAGAAGACUCUGACAAUGGAGAUGUUAAUUAUGAUUAUGACCAUGAGCUGUCUUUGGAAAUGAAGCGCCAAAAGAUUCAGAGAGAACUUAUGAAAUUGGAACAGGAAAACAUGGAGAAACGAGAGGAAAUAGUAAUUAAAAAAGAGAUUUCUCCAGAGGUGGUUAGAUCUAAAUUAUCACCAUCACCAUCACCACGAAAGUCCAGCAAAUCUCCAAAACGAAGAUCCAGUCCCAAAUCAUCAUCUUCAGCUGGUAAAAAAGACAAGAAAGCAUCUACUGUCUCUUCACCACUUUUGGAGCAGCAGAGGAGUUCUAAAAGUACUCAGAGUAAAAAGAAAGGUCCUCGCACCCCUAGCCCUCCUCCUCCAGUACAAGAGGAAACUCCCCUGGGGAAAAAACACAAGGAAAAACAUAAAGCAAAAGAACGUUCAGAAGAAAAGGCAAGGGACGUGAAAGAGAGAGGGCGUGACUUUGAAAGGCACAAGGAGAAAAAAGAGAAGCAGAGGGAUCCGUCUGAAAGCUCCCGUCGACAGAAGCGUUCUCCUAGUCCUGCAGAUCACUCUGGCAGUAAUUCUUCCCCUUCCAGGGAGUACUCACCGCCUGCUGCAAGGCGAAAGCAAACCUCCCGUGCUCCAGCCAAGGCAGCCACUCACAAACAUAACUUCUCACCCUCGCGCAGGUCUGCUUCUCCAUCAGGUCAGCAUCAUUCUCCCAUAUCCUCCAGACAUCACUCCUCGUCCUCACAGUCAGGCUCCUCUGUUCAAAGACAUUCUCCUUCCCCACACCGUAAAAGGACUCCUUCUCCGUCCUAUCAAAGGACAGCCUCCCCGCCUGCGAGGCGGUCAUCUUCCCCCUAUCCCCCACACUCUUCCUCUCCGCCUCAGAGGAAGCGCAGUCCUUCGAGACACCGCUCUCCUGCAAGAGACAAGGGAAGGCACGAUCGCGAUCGGACGUCACAGUCUCAUGACAGGCGCCACGAGAGGCGGGACGAAACAAGAGGGAAAAGAGAAAAAGAAAGAGAAACAAGAGAUGAUCGUGACUAUGACCAAGAACAGAGUACCUCCAGGGACCACAGGGAUGACAGAGAGUCUCGUGAUGGAAGAGACCGGAGGGACACGAGAGACACCAGAGAUCGGCGGGAGCCGCGGGAAUCCAGAGAUACUCGAGACUCCAGAGACACGCGGGAUUAUAGCAGGGACACCAAGGACAGCCGUGACCAGAGGGACUCGCGCUCCACGCGAGACUCCCAUGACUACAGGGACAGAGAGAGUCGAGAUGCCCACAAAAAGGAUGACCAGUAUCAGGAUGACUUGCGUAGCUAUGGGAGAUCCCAUGGCAGAGAGGAAAGCUCUCGUGCUGAAACAAGGAAUGACUCCAGAAGUGACUCCAGAAAUGAGAGCAGAAGUGAUAGAAUUGGCAGAAGUCGAGGCCGAGGUCCAGAAUUAUCUGACAAAGGAAGUCGGGGGACCAGAGGAUCCCAGGCUGAUGGUCACAGCAGUAGUGGGAACUACCAUGACAGCUGGGAAUCGAGGAGUAGCUACGCUGAUCGGGAUCGCUAUGACAGUCGCGAUCAAGCAAGGGACUCGUCCUUUGAGAGAAGACACAGUGAACGCGAUAGGCGUGACAACAGAGAAAGAGAUCAGAGAGCAAGCUCGCCGGUACGGCACCAAGGACGGAGUGACGAUCUCGAGCGGGAUGAGAGGAGAGAGGAGCGAAGAGUGGAUCGGUCUGAUGACAGAAGAGAUGAAAGGGCCCGGGAGAGAGAGCGGGAAAGGGAGAGGGACCGAGAGAGAGAAAGAGAAAGAGACCGGGAAAGAGAGAGGGAGAAAGAAAGAGAGUUGGAACGAGAUCGUGCUCGGGAACGGGAGAGGGACAGAGAGCGGGACAAAGACAGGGAGCGUGAGCGGGACCGAGACAGAGACCACGACAGGGAAAGGGAACGAGAGAGGGAGAGGGAGAAGGAGCGGGAGCGAGAGCGGGAGGAACGAGAAAGGGAGCGAGAACGAGAGAGAGAUCGGGAGCGGGAGCGCGAAAGGGAGAGAGGUCGAGACAGAGACAAAGAGAGAGAGCGCCAGAGAGACUGGGACGACAAAGAAAAAGGAAGGGAAGACCGCAGGGAUAAGAGAGAAGAUAUUCGAGAAGAAAGAGGCUCAAGAGAUGUCCACGAGGAAAGAAAAUCCAAGAAGCGUCACAGAAACGAAAGCAGUCCAAGUCCCCGUCAAUCACCCAAACGUCGCCGUGAUCAUUCUCCUGAUAGCGAUGCCUACAACAGUGGAGAUGAUAAAAAUGAAAAGCACAGACUCCUGAGCCAGGUUGUGCGGCCGCAGGAAUCCCGGUCACUGAGCCCCUCUCAUGUCACGGAGGAGCGGCAGAGUCGCUGGAAAGAAGAAGAGCGAAAAUCGGACAGAAAGGAAAGUUCCCGACGCUAUGAAGAACCAGAGUUUAAAGAGAGAGUUUCUUCAGCAGAUAAGCAAAGAGAGCAGCCAGAUACUUCAGAAGGUUCCCGGUCCAGGGUUCAGGAAAAUCUUGGACACCGUCCUUCUGAAGAAAGAGAUGCUUCUGAUAGAAUGCAUGAUGACAGCAAGAAGAAAUCUAAGAUACAGAAAAAGACCACAAAAAAGAAGAAAGAUGAUGACAGUGGGGUGGAAAGGUACACUAAUGAACCAGCAACCGAGGAAAGCCAGGUCUUUUCCCCUAAGAAAGGUCAAAAAAGAAAAAAUGUGGAAAAAAAGCGGAAGAGAUCCAAGGGUGAUUCUGAAGUUUCUGACGAAGAAAUUGUUCCACAUCAUAAAAAGAAAAAAGGCCCAAGAACCCCUCCUGUAACUAAAGAAGAACUGGUUGAAGCACCACCUGAGAAAGCAGUGGCAGAAGCCCCCACAAAAAGAGAAGAUACAACAUUUAGUGACUGGUCAGAUGAAGAUGUUCCUGAACGUGGUGACAUUGUUGUUCCAGAAAGAACCGCUGACGAUUCCCACAGAAAAAAUCACAGGCCGAGGGUAGAAAAAGUGGAAGCCCCUCAUGUUACUAUAGAGGAUGGAGCACACCGUAAGCCUGUGGACCAGAAGCGCAGCAGCAGCCUCGGCAGCAAUCGGAGCCACGCCUCCAGCAGGCUCAGGUCCCCCUCCAAUGAGUCAGCGCAUCGCAGUGGAGACGAUCAGACUGCACGGAAGAGGAUCCUGCACAGUAGCUCUAGGGACAGGGACAGGGAUAGGGACAGGGACAGGGAGAAGAAGAGCUUAGAAAUCACUGAAAGGAAGUCUCGAAUUGAUCAGCUGAAACGAGGGGAGCCCAGUCGCAGCACAUCUUCAGAUCGUCAAGAUUCAAGAAGCCACAGCUCAAGAAGAAGUUCCCCUGAGUCAGAUCGUCAGGUUCAUUCCAGAUCUGGGUCCUUUGAUAGCAGGGAAAGGCUCCAGGAGCGAGAUCGACAUGACCACGAUCGGGAACGAGAGAGGGACAGGAGAGAGGGGAGGCAGAGGGACUGGGACCGAGAUGUGGACAAGGACUGGCCGAGGAGCCGGGAGCGAGACAGGCUCAGGGAGCGAGAGAGGGACAGGGAGAAAAGACGGGAGCUGGAGAGAGAGAGGGACCGGCAGCUGCCUGAUCCUGCUGAAAGGGAGAGAGAGAGAACUCUUGACAUCUCCUCUCAAAAGGAAUCCACAAAGCACAGUGAAACAAAACUGGACAGAGAUCACGAAAAGGAGUUUGAUGGUGCUUGCCGGGACUCAGCGGCUUCAGAGAAGGAGAAAACAGACAAAGAUUUAGGACCUUCACAAGGCUUUGAAGAUGGAAAUGAGGCCGAAAAGGUAGAGAGUCUAGAAGGAGGAGAGGAUGAGGCAAAGACUAAUGAUGUGCAGUCACUGGGGUCUGGUGCUGGAGAAUACGAGCCUAUCAGUGACGAUGAACUGGAUGAAAUUCUGGCAGGUGAUGCUGAAAAGCGUGAGGAUCAACAGGAGGAUGAGAAGAUGCCUGGUAAAAAUCCAGUGGAUGUUAUAGAUGUAGACUGGUCCAGUCUUAUGCCAAAGCAGCCAAAAGAACCACGUGAGCCUGGGGCUGCGCUCUUAAAAUUCACACCAGGUGCUGUUAUGUUGAGAGUUGGCAUUUCCAAGCGAUUGGCAGGACCAGAGCUCUUCACCAAAAUAAAAGAGACAUGCCAGAGAGUGUUGGAAAAACCUAAAGAUGCAGAAAACCUUUUUGAGCACGAACUGGGAGCACUGAACAUGGCUGCACUUCGGCGGAAAGAAGAGAGAGCAGGUCUUCUCAGCAAUCUGGGUCCGUGCUGCAAAGCGCUCUGCUUCCGCAGGGAUUCUGCCAUUCGGAAGCAGCUCAUGAAGAAUGAAAAGGGUGCAACAAAACAAACUUACACAAAUUCUGGAGCAAUGGACAGCGACUUGUUACGGUUGAGUCUACGGUUAUUCAAACGAAAGACUGUGUGCCAGGUUCCUGGGCAGGAAAAGACAGAGGACAGCAAAAUUCCACAGCCAGCUCUCCAGCAGGAAGUAUGUGUGACUUGAGAAAAUGGCUGCAGUGGCGCUUCCUUGAUUUUGAGUUGAUUUCUCGCUACCAGUGUUGGUGUUGCUGUUUAGAACUGGUGGUUGUAAAGCGGCUCUAGAAGAUGAAAGGAAAUAUUCCAUUUGUACACAGUUAAGAGUAUUGGUAUUAGAUGUGAAUAGGAGUGAAAAAUUGAGACUUCUGUGUGGAGGUCUUUGCAAUUUUUGUAUUAUUGAACCUUACACUGUAACAUAAACCUGUUUUAUGGUGCAUCAAGUGUAAUAAUGUGAAGAUGUCUGGGUUUAGCAGUUUAUAACAUCAAAUGAUAUUAAACUGAGAAAAACUG